GAGGCUGAGGAGUGGAGGUUGCUACUAAGCCUGGAGGACGCAGUGGCUGAAACUGAGGGCUUCGGGGGUGCCGGGGAAGGGGGGGGGGAUGGAUUGUUUUGUUGUGGUUGUUUUUUUUAAACAGUUCACAUCUGUUGACAGAUUAGGUGGCUGUGUGGAAAUCCUUCCUCAAGGUAAAUUUUUCUUUCCUUGCUUGCUCCCAUUUUUUCCCAAGACGAAGCCCAAUCACUCAGAAAUGAAUCAUUCCUCCCCCCUCUCUAAUCUGUUUGCAGAAUUGUCAGAUGGGCCGCGGAGUAGCUGACGCGCGUGUGUGUGUGUGUGUGUGUGUGUGAAAGACAGACAGAGGGACAGAGGGUUAUUUUCCCUUUCGCCAUAACCUUGGAAAGGAAGAAUAGCGAAAACUGGAGCUGCCGAUCGGUCGUGAUCUCAUAUCCCAAGCAAAGCUUUCAUUUAAACACGAGAAGGCGAGAGAGAGAGAAAGAGAGAGGUUACUUUGGGGAAGAACCGCCUGCUUCCCCAGCAGAAAGCUAAGCAGCGACCUGGUAAACUGUACUUGGCUUCCCCAGACCCGUUGACAAGCUAAACAAGGGAUCUGUAGAGUCUUUAUUUUUUGCAACAGGGGAAGCAAAUGCCAGCUCAGCGCCUGUGGCAUGGGAAUAAAUUAAAUACACAACUGAAUGGCUUUUUUUUUUUUUUUUUUUUAAAAAACCCCUAAAGUAUUAGGUAUCAAUGAGGCAUUUGUCUUUUCAGGGCUACAGAUAAGGCGUGGGGGGAGAAAGGGGAUAGAGUCUCCCGAAGAAGAAGAAAAAAAAAGCCAUGACAAAGACAGUGAAAUCUGAUGGGGGCGAAGGAAGGAAUUUUAGACAGAAGCAAUGAAGGAAUAAACAGAGCUCCGUUCAUUUAUUUCUCCCAGCAGAGAGAGAGAGAGAGAGAGAGAGAGAGAGAGAGAGAGAGAGAGAGAGUCGCUUCUUUAUAGCCAACGUGUAUCUUUUACUCCCCACUCCACACACACACACACACACACACACACACACACACACACACACACACACAAUUACAGGUUGCUUAUCGACUGCACAAUUACACACACACACACACACACACCCCUUACAGCCCGGAUCUUGGAGGGUUCCUAUCCCAUAAAUUAUUUAUCAUAUUUUAUAAAUCCAGCAGUCCUACUAUUUUUUUCCACAUUACCAGGAGCCAGUGGGGAAGCUGGCUGCUGAUUGGGGCGGACAAAAUCACGUGCCCCGGAGUCACAUGGUCAGGGAGGAAAAAGGGGGUUCUUUUUGGUGUAAAUCUGGACUCUAAUUCCGUAAUAUAUCACGGUACCUCGUAAAACCGACACUAAAACGUCCCGGCCUACAAAUCACCCGGCCAAAUUAUGAGUUCAUUGUAUUAUGCGAAUGCUUUAUUUUCUAAAUAUCAAGCCGCAAGUUCAGUUUUCCCAUCCGGAGUCUUUCCGGAGCAAACUUCUUGCGCGUUUGCCUCCAACACCCAACGCACCGGGUAUGGGUCCGCUUCCAGCACCUCUUUUGCCGCUUCCAUGCCGGGUUUAUACGCCAAUGGGAGCAGCAUGCACCCCCAAACCUCCAGCAUGUACUCCACCGGCUACGGCCUAGACAGCAGCUCCUUCAACAUGCACUGUUCUCCGUUCGAGCAAAACCUCUCUAUGAUGUGCCCGGGAGAUGCCUCUAAGCAGGGGUGUAGCAAAACGGAUCAGAGGGAUUCCGAUUUGCAAAGCGAGAGCAACUUCCGGAUCUAUCCCUGGAUGCGAAGCACAGGGACAGACAGAAAGCGGGGACGCCAAACCUACACCAGGUACCAAACCUUGGAGCUGGAGAAAGAAUUCCACUAUAACCGCUAUCUGACGAGGCGAAGGCGCAUCGAGAUAGCCCAUGCCUUGUGCCUGACAGAGAGGCAGAUCAAAAUCUGGUUUCAGAACAGACGCAUGAAGUGGAAAAAAGAAAAUAAAACUGCCUGUCCCGGUUCAAAUAGCCAGGAAAAACCAGACGCUGAAGAUGAGGAGGAAGACUGAAAGCGGAACGGGACUUGAGUCCAGAAAACUAAUCCAGGAAACGAGAAACCUAAACCUAAAGGACUAUAUCUAUAAAAAAAUAAAUGAAAUCAAAAUAAAAACAAACCUAGGAAAGAUGCAUUCUGUUUCCUGACACUGAAAAAAAUACUACCUAUAUUACAGUCUCUUUUUUGUACAAUAGAAUGGAUAAUGAUAUCUACCUAUUAAAUGUGGCUUCAGAGUCAAAAUAGAUACAUUUUUCUAUGUGGGUCUUCAUAUAGUACAAAGUAUUUGUAAAGCUCCCUGUUUGUAUUUCCUUGUGUACUUUUUUUGGGUAUGAAGUAAUGUGUGGUCUUGCUAGCACCUUUAAUUAGAAAAUGGUAUGGGAAAGUCUGAAGGGAAAUUAAACUUAUGAGUAUAUAUAGGACUCUGUACAUAAUAGGAAUUAUGACCGCUUGUUUGUUGUAACGUCUGUGUUUCUUUUCUGGUUGCGAUGCUGUUUUGCCUGUGUAUAUUUUUACCUGGAUCACUUCCUUGUUCAAGUCAUUAGAGAGAGAAACAAUAAUUAAUACUGUACUAAGUAAAGCCGUGUCUAUCCAGGUCGCAGAUUAUUUAAUUGCGGCGCGUUUCUUUUUCCUGGUUUGUGAUUUCAACAUAAUAAUAAUAAAGAAGCCCCGCCAAUAGUUCGCCUCA
This is a messenger RNA of Pelodiscus sinensis (Chinese soft-shelled turtle), 2710 nucleotides long. RefSeq names its product homeobox B7 (gene HOXB7). NCBI's taxonomy places the organism in Eukaryota, Metazoa, Chordata, Testudines, Trionychidae. Gene Ontology annotation, molecular function: DNA-binding transcription factor activity, RNA polymerase II-specific; RNA polymerase II cis-regulatory region sequence-specific DNA binding. Gene Ontology annotation, cellular component: nucleus. The record is from RefSeq and is a predicted model, not a curated record. Gene Ontology annotation, biological process: anterior/posterior pattern specification; regulation of transcription by RNA polymerase II.